AUGGAGGACGUCAGGCUAGGAGAGAUUCUGCAAGGGAGGCUAGGAGGGCAGUUGGAAGCGGAGAGGGGCGUGCGCGAGAUCCGCAAGAAGCGUUUGAAAGGAGAUGUUGCCGCGGCGAAGGAGCGAGCGAAAACCGCAGAGCUGACGCUGGCGACUAUCUCGGGACUUCUCAAGAUUGAACAGGAAAACGUCAACAACCUCAAGGCAGAGAACGAGCGCCGCCAAGCCGAGGUUUUGAACGAGGGGGCGUUCGGAACGGUUACCGUGGUGGAGCACGAAGCGCACGGGUCGUUCGCCCUAAAGGAAGUGUCACCGGACGCUGCCAAGGAAGUGGGAUGGGCUGCUAUGCAGGAGGUUCAUAUCCUUAUCGACCUGAUGGGCCACGACAAUAUCAUCGGCCUCAAGGGCUUUGACCUCACGAUUCGGUCAAUGCCGAUCUUGAUGGAACUGGCCACCUGCGACGCCUUCGAUGUGCUGGAGGGGGGAUACUUUUACUCCGUUCUGCAGAAGGCCAGGAUUAUGCGGGAUGGCGUAUGCGGCCUCAUCCACAUCCACAGCUUCGACUUGGUCCACGUCGACUUCAAGCCCGAGAAUCUGUUGGUGGUGAAGACCGGAAGAGAGCGGCGGGGCAAGGUCACCGACUUCGGCCUUUCACGAUCAAGAGGCACGAUGAGGCCGUCCAUGACCGGGACGGCCACGUACAUGCCGCCUAAGAACCUGACAGCGGACAUGCCGGCCGACUUCGAUCAGGACGCCUUCUCCGCCGCGGUGGUAACCCUCCUGAUGCUGCUGAAGCCUACCAUUCAGGCGAACAACAUAUUCGCGCUCAACUCACUUCUGACGGAAGAAGAGGCGGAGCGCGCCAUGCUGAUCGACCGACGCGAUGAAGCUGCGGAGGUCGCCUUCCAGACUGAAGUCAUGAAGAGAACAUUAGCGGAUGGAUCCUUCGAGAGGAACGUCCUCGUGCCAAAGAAUCUACACCACGCGGUACCCUCGCCGGAGAAGGUAUGCCAGUGGCUGAAAGACGGUCUCUCCGUGGACCCCUCCAACCCCCCAAGCACGAAGGAUCUUUUCGACAACCUCAACGACUUGAUCGAGCGAUUGACGGGAAACUGAGGGUGGACGUCCUUGCACGGCGUUUGUCUACGAACGCGCUGGGAGAUGGUCCGUAAUAAUAUGGUGUCGGUUUGGCCACACACGGCAAUAAAAAAAGGCAUUGGCCAUGGGCGUUGCUGGACGUCAUGGUCGGUCGUUCUGGUAGCACUCACUCGUGGUUCGAGGAAGGAGGGACGAAGACGAUUGAUGUGGCGGAUCAAGGGGGAAUGCACGACGAGAACCGCGUGUGCUUGUGUCGUUGCUGUUACUGUGUGUGAGAUUUUCUCGUUCAAGUACUUGCGCUUCCGAGGCUACGCCUGCACAAUCCUGGCGCUUGGCCCAAAAAACACAUAUGUAGUGAUUUGUUUUCGUUCACUGCUCACGUCGCCAUUGUGAGAAGUAAGGGUCAUUGGAUACCACCAGCAGAGAGGAGAGUGACUGCAGCGGGUUUGGUGCUUGACAGUGGACCUCUUGCAACAGGGACUGGACCAAUCCCCUACACUGUACCAUGUUCCGAAUACACUUCGGGAAACGGUGAUGUUUCUUCCUCCCUCUGUCUUUAUCGUGGUGCGUGCUUAGCUGAGAGUUGUUUCAGGAGCAAAGGCCAAUGAAUUGUUGUGACCUGCUAUGAGUAGAAGAAGCCGCAUCUGCCCUUUCAAAGCCUGAACAAGGCUGUGGUUCACGCACGGGUUACAGAUUGUUAAGCCUCCAGGCACCGGGUUCGUGAUUGGCACAGGGUUCCAUGGAGUUCAGAGUGAAAAUCAUAGUUGUUCGGUUUGAUGUCAAGUACGCAUAGGUGGGUUGAAUGUGAUGACCUACACACACUACGUACAUUGAUUUUUGUCGAAGAAGUAUGUGUGGAAACAAAAGUGGAAAAAAUAUCUUGGAAAUAUAGUCUAGCUGUUAUUGUGAACGAAGUAUGUUCACUUCGUCGCGCCCCCCUUGAUCGAUGUAGUAGUUGGCCUCCCACCGGCGAUGUCGACGUCAAAGUGAAGGCCCAACGCUUCUCUGUGAGUAAUGGUGCGUGCGUG
This is a messenger RNA of Ectocarpus siliculosus, 2126 nucleotides long. The record is from the annotation of a GenBank genome assembly. Lineage: Eukaryota; Phaeophyceae; Ectocarpales; Ectocarpaceae.